Molecule: messenger RNA, 1394 nt
Organism: Megalobrama amblycephala (Wuchang bream)
Lineage: Eukaryota; Metazoa; Chordata; Actinopteri; Cypriniformes; Xenocyprididae
Gene: tmem221
Product: transmembrane protein 221
Exons: 3
Coding region: 410-1288 (292 amino acids)
Source: RefSeq, a predicted model, not a curated record
UCGACCAUAUACACCUGUUGCAUGCACUGGAUAACAAAACUUAGAUGGCAUAAGUAAACGCAUUCCUUCCUUGAGAGAAGUUAAACUUUUCAAAGGCCAAAUAGGUGUAGGACGAGUAAGUUGUGGUAUGUCUUAGGCGAAUAAAUCCAAAUAAAAAGUCCAUUGUUGCAUGAAAAUGCUUCUAAUCUGGGGAUUUAAAGUGGAUCACAUGCUCUGACUGAACAACAGCGGCACGAGAGCACGCGCAUUCCACAGCAGCCUCUCGCGCAUCGUUUGUUUUGCGCCUUAAGAAAACCGCGAAGAGAAAACACAGUGAGAAGAUAGCGAGGAAAAACAUCAUUUUUGAUGGACUAUUGCAGGUUUAGGGGUUUGUUUGUGUAGUAAAUCGGACAUUUAUUCACUGUCGGACAUGACGCACUCCUACAGUCAGCGUUCUCUCUUGGUACUCACGUUUUUAGGGAUUUUAUCCGCAAUAAUGUCCGUGUUAUCCGUCAUUUUGAUUUGCCAGCUCCAAACGCAACAGGCUGCUAUAAAAGAUUCGCCUACUUUCGUGUCGAGUGAGAUCACAGCCGUGUUAAUGCCCGUUUCUACGGUCCUCUCAGCCUUGUCCCUAACACUCAACUUGAGCUCACUUGUUGUGUGUUUGCUUCACAGCUAUUUCGCGACUGAAAUAUGCCGAGGAGAACCAGAUACACAAAGGGCCGAUUGGUUUCUAUUGGAUAGCAGGAUUGUCCGGCAUGUGACCAUUGGGCUGUUUUGCCUUGGAGUUUCAGUUUACUUAGCUGCCAUGUCCAUUUAUAUGUUAUUGGUGUUUGAAGUCGAGACCGGCAUAGCCAGUGUGUGCGUGCUCUCCUCUGGUGUUCUCGUUCUGCUACUUAUCGUUAUUCACUCCCUAAUACGGGCCGCACAUACAGCCAAACACUUCCGCAGGGAACACACCCACACCAUGUACCACCACGACCCUGAAAACAGCCUUGGAAUCCAUACGUCGAACCUAAGCAUUACGGAAAAGCCAAGGAGGCAACACAGCUUAGCCAGCCUGCACAGACAUUUCAUCAACCCUGCUCACAUCGAUCCUAAAUCGCAGUACUCACCAUCCAACGGGCCUCACGUUCACUCUAGCGAUAAGGAUGGCUACAGUGGUGGUGGGAGCGGACGGACACACCGGACACUUUCGACAGACUCUGGCCUGUUUCACACACAGACAAAACCCUGGAACGGCGUCAACAGCGAGAUGAGAUCUAUACUAGCACGCAAAGCCACGGUCAAGGAUUCAACUUUAGUAUGAAUAGUAUCACACCACAUCUAUGUGGCUAUAUAUAAAGUGCCAUUUCUUUAAAUAUAUAUAUAUAUAUAUAUAUAUAUAUAUAUAUAUAUAUAUACACACACACACA